AUGGAAGCUUUCUUUUUUUUCUUCCUUUCUUUUAUUUUUUCUUUCUUUCUAUAUUCAUCUUUCCUUUCUUUCUUUUUUCUUUCUUUUUUCUUUCUUUCCUUCUUUCUUCUUUUUUUCUUUUUUCUUUUUCUUUCUUUCUUUCUUGUCUAUUUCUUUCUUAAUUUCAACUUUAUUUUGUCUCUUGAUUUUUUUUAUCUAUAUUUCGUUCUUUAUUUCUUUCUUCUUCCUUUCUUUAUUCUUUCUUCCUUCUUUCUAUCUUCCUUUUUAGUUUCUUCUUUCUUCCUUCUUUCUUUCUUUCUUUCUUUCUCCUUCCGUUUUCUUUCCUUCUUUCUUUCUUUCUUUCUUUCUUCCUUCUUUCUUUCUUACUUUCUUUCUCCUUCCGUUUUCCUUCUUUCUUUCUUUCUUUCUUUAUUUCUUUCUUUCUCCUUUCGUUUUCCUUCUUUCUUUCUUUCUUUCUUUCUUUCUUUCUUUCUUUCUCCUUCCGUUUUCUUUCCUUCUUUCUUUCUUUCUUUCUUUCUUUCUUUCUCCUUCCGUUUUCCUUCUUUCUUUCUUUCUUUCUUUCUUUCUUUCUUUCUCCUUUCAUUUUCUUUCCUUCUUUCUUUCUUUCUUCCUUCUUUCUUUCUUUCUUCCUUCUUUCUUUCUUUCUUCCUUCUUUCUUUCUUACUUUCUUUCUCCUUUCGUUUUCCAUCUUUCUUCCUUCUUUCUUUCUUUCUUUCUUUCUUUCUUUCUUUCCUUUCGUUUUCCUUCUUUCUUUCUUUCUUUCUCCUUCCGUUUUCUUUCCUUCUUUCUUUCUUUCUUUCUUUCUUUCUCCUUCCGUUUUCUUUCCUUCUUUCUUUCUUUCUUUCUUUCUUACUUUCUUUCUCCUUCCGUUUUCCUUCUUUUUUUCUUUCUUUCUUUCUUUCUCCUUUCGUUUUCUUUCCUUCUUUCUUUCUUUCUUUCUUUCUUUCUUUCUCCUUUCGUUUUCCUUCUUUCUUCCUUCUUUCUUUCUUUCUUUCUCCUUUCGUUUUCCUUCUUUCUUUCUUUCUUUCUUUCUUCCUUUCUUUCUUUCUUUCUCCUUUCGUUUUCCUUCUUUCUUUCUUUCUUUCUUACUUUCUUUCUCCUUCCGUUUUCCUUCUUUCUUUCUUUCUUUCUUUCUUUCUUUCUUUCUUUCUUUCUCCUUUCGUUUUCCUUCUUUCUUCCUUCUUUCUUUCUUUCUUUCUCCUUUCGUUUUCCUUCUUUCUUUCUUUCUUUCUUUCUUUCUUUCUCCUUUCGUUUUCCUUCUUUCUUUCUUUCUUUCUUUCUUUCUCCUUCCAUUUUCUUUCCUUCUUUCUUUCUUUCUUUCUUUCUUCCUUCCUUCUUUCUUUCUUACUUUCUUUCUCCUUUCGUUUUCCUUCUUUCUUUCUUUCUUUCUUUCUUCCUUCUUUCUUUCUUACUUUCUUUCUCUUUUUGUUUUCCUUCUUUCUUUCUUCCUUCUUUCUUUCUUUCUUUCUCUUUUUGUUUUCCUUCUUUCUUUCUUUCUUUCUUUCUUUCUUUCUUUCUUUCUUUCUUUCUUUCUUUCCGAGUCACUCAUUGUCCGUCAUUAUUUCGACUGUAGCCACCUCUCGCCUCGAACUACUAAUUAAUGCAAUCUCCCCACAACUUGCGUGUAUGGGGGGAGGGUUUGUUCAUUAUCUAUCUAUCUAUCUAUCUAUCUCAUUUUAUAUAUAUCCACAUAAAUAUUUUUAUUCUUUUCCCUCUAUCUGUUCAUUUCUCUCACUCACUCACUCACUCACUAUCUAUCUAUCGAUCUAUCUAUCUAUCUAUCUAUCUAUCUAUCUAUCUAUCUAUCUAUUCCUUUCAUAUCUAUCUAUCUAUCUAUCUAUCUAUCUAUCUAUCUAUCUAUCCCAGCCUGUUCAUAUCUAUCUAUCUAUCUAUCUAUCUAUCUAUCUAUCUAUCUAUCUAUCUAUUCCUUUCAUAUCUAUCUAUCUAUCUAUCUAUCUAUCUAUCUAUCUAUCUAUCUAUCUAUCUAUCUAUCCCAGCCUGUUCAUAUCUAUCGAUCUAUCUAUCUAUCUAUCCCAGCCUGUUCAUAUCUAUCUAUCUAUCUAUCUAUCUAUCUAUCUAUCUAUCUAUCUAUCUAUCUCAAAUCUGUACAUUUAUACCUCUCUUUCUUUCUAUAAACCACACACACACAUACACACUCUCUCUCUCUCUCUCUCUCUCUCUCUAUAUAUAUAUAUAUAUAUAUAUAUAUAUAUAUAUAUAUUUAUCUAUCUAUCUAUAUUUGGUUUCUUUCUUUAUUUUGUUCUUUCUUUCUUAAUAUGUUCAUAUCUAUCUAUCUAUCUAUCUAUCUAUCUAUCUAUCUAUCUAUCUAUCUAUCUAUCUGAGUCUAUUUUCUUUCUCUCUAUUUAUCUCAAUAUACACAUAUCUCUCUACAUUAAUCUGUUUCCCCGACUUUCUUUCUUUUUAUCUCUUUCUCUCUGUGUUAUUCUAUUCAUAUCGAUCUAUCAAUCUCUCUCUCUAUAUGUCACACACACAUAUACACACACUCUCUCUCUCUAUCUCUCUAUCUAUCUAUCUAUUUAUCUAUCUAUCUAUAUUUGGUUUCUUUCUUUAUUUCGUUCUUUCUUUCUUAAUAUGUUCAUAUCUGUCUAUCUAUCUAUCUAUGUAUCUAUCUAUCUCUUUUAG
Messenger RNA from Acanthosepion pharaonis, 2643 nucleotides. The record is from the annotation of a GenBank genome assembly. NCBI's taxonomy places the organism in Eukaryota, Metazoa, Mollusca, Cephalopoda, Sepiida, Sepiidae.